AUGAAGCCGGAAGUGAGAGUGAAGUUCGAAGACGCGGAAGAGGAGUGGGUGGGGAUUACGGUUGAUUCUCCAUCUACAGUAAGAUUCACCUUUUCAACGUGGUCACCACCUUCCCUUUCAGACAAUUGAGCGUGAAACUACAACUGCAGUACCACUCAACAUCACAACAAGCACAGUCAAUCAGAGCAGCCCUUCUUCAAAUACCAGCGCAGUUACACCUCCUAGCUCAACUUUUGUGAGCAGUAGUACCACUACCGCUGCACAAAUUACCUUCACUGAAACUUCGAAAGAGACAAAAGCUCCUUUGAAAAUCGUGAAAAUAGAGUCGUUUCCUGCUUUCGUUAUCCGGAAAACCUACAGUAAUGGGGCUUAUUCUCAGCGGACUUUUGUGGAUUGGAAUUUGCUUAAUAUGCUCACAAAUAAUCGAAAGGAAUCGGGAAUCGAAAGUUUGACGAAAAAAUUUGCUGUCAAUUUUUCUAAAUGGUUGGAAAACGGUGAGUCCUGUUUUCCCGGGAAACUUUGAAAUUUCGUGAAAAGACUGUUUUCAGCUCUCCGAACCCAUCAUAUUUCGCAAUUGAGCGGAAAGUAUGUGAUCGGCGGCUUCUGUUUUCCACAAUUUUGGGAGACAUGUGCUCAUUUUGAAGAUUUGAGAGUCGCGUUGAAAAGUGUCGAAAAAAGAGGCUUCACGCUUUCAAUCAAUGGAAUUUCUCGACUCGGGCUUCUAAACGAUACUCUUCAAUUCCAACUCGUCGCGAAAAACGGAAAAAUGUGCAUUUUUCUUCUCUGUUAA
Caenorhabditis sp. 36 PRJEB53466 is the source of this 790-nucleotide messenger RNA. Lineage: Eukaryota; Metazoa; Nematoda; Chromadorea; Rhabditida; Rhabditidae. The record is from the annotation of a GenBank genome assembly.